UUCGUUGUCCGUCCCUCGAGUCACAGUUGUCGACAAGCCCUAGCUCCGGACGGAAGUGCAGAGCGCUAUGGUUCCGAGGGGCGCUUUCCUGUUGCUGGUGGUGUCGGCGCUUUGGCUGAGUGGGUGUGUUCGCCCAGCGGCUUCGGAAGGAUCGGAGGUUGCUACGCACGAAACAUGCAUCUGCGUUCCAAAGGGGUCAUGCAGCCAGCCUGUCUCCAACGCUACUUGUGACAAUGAUGAACAUAUUUGCUGCAGGGAAGAUUCGGCUGGUCAUCGGAUAAAAAGGGACAGUCAAGUAAAACCGCAGAGAAAAGCAGGAGAAAAGGAACCGGAAGAGAAGGAACGCGAAAGUAAGCCCUCUGGAAGGAGGACAAAUAAACGCACAAAAAAAGCGAAGCAAAAUGACUCUACGACUCGGACUCAAGCCGGUGGCCACGGAAAGCGGAAGUUAGGCAAACAACAGCAAGAUAAACCGAACGGCAAAUCUGAAGAAAAGAAACCUAAAAGUAACGGAAGCGGAAGGAAACCCUCUCGAAGAACUAAUAAGGAAUCUGCAAUAAAAAACAGGCAAAAUAAACCUACAAAAGGGAUUCUAACGAAAGGCUCCCUGAAAUGUACGAAGGAGUAUGGGAGAUGUAAGUCCAAAUGUCGCGGUGAUAUUGAUGAAGAAAGAGCGUGUCCCAACGGCAAAGUGUGCUGUAGAAAGCAAAGACCUCGGAACCAAGCUAUAGUUAAGCAAGAAGACAAUGCCUGCACAGCAGCAGGAGGAGCUUGCAGGAGACCUAACAAAGAGUGCAAAGAGCCUCUUUCCUUCGAAUGUCCAAACAAAGAUAGAAUCUGCUGCAAGAGAACCACAAAGAACAAUUGCAAAUCGAAUGGCUUCAAAUGUGUAAAAAAUUGUAGAGGAACGACCAAGCAAGUCAAUGGUUGUAAGCAAGGAAGAGUCUGCUGCAAACAAGCAGAAGAAAUGACCUGCAAACAAAUGGGCGGAAACUGUAAAGAAGAAGCAAAAUGCAAAAAUGAAGUCCUAAAUCCCGACAAGAAAUGCAAAGAUGGAAAGGUUUGUUGCAAAAAAGGAAAUAAUUGCCAAGACCUAGGAGCUAAAUGUCGAAGGGAAGCUAAAUGCAACGGGAAAAUAUUGACUCCCUCUGUACCAUGCAAGAAUGGUAGAGUCUGCUGUGAAAAGGGAAAUACAUGCAAGGAUCUAAAAGGUACAUGUCGAGAGGAAGCCAAAUGCGACGGGAAAAUAUUGACUCCCUCUAUACCAUGUAAGGAUGGUAAAGCCUGUUGUGAAAGGGGAAAUAAAUGCAAAGAUCUAAAAGGUACAUGUCGAGAGGAAGCCAAAUGCGACGGGAAAAUAUUGACUCCCUCUAUACCAUGUAAGGAUGGUAAAGCCUGUUGUGAAAAGGGAAAUAAAUGCAAAGAUCUAAAAGGUACAUGUCGAGAGGAAGCCAAAUGCGACGGGAAAAUAUUGACUCCCUCUAUACCAUGUAAGGAUGGUAAAGCCUGUUGUGAAAGGGGAAAUAAAUGCAAAGAUCUAAAAGGAACAUGUCGAGAGGAAGCCAAAUGCGACGGGAAAAUAUUGACUCCCUCUAUACCAUGUAAGGAUGGUAAAGCCUGUUGUGAAAAGGGAAAUAAAUGCAAAGAUCUAAAAGGUACAUGUCGAGAGGAAGCCAAAUGCGACGGGAAAAUAUUGACUCCCUCUAUACCAUGUAAGGAUGGUAAAGCCUGUUGUGAAAAGGGAAAUAAAUGCAAAGAUCUAAAAGGUACAUGUCGAGAGGAAGCCAAAUGCAGCGGGAAAAUAUUGACUCCCUCUAUACCAUGUGAGGAUGGUAAAGCCUGUUGUGAAAAGGAAACAACUUGUAAAUCAAUGAACGGACUGUGUAAACAGGAAGCGGAAUGUGAAAGCAAAGUGUUAAACCCCAACAAGAAGUGCAAAGACGGUAAGGUAUGCUGCUUAAUCCGCACCUGUAGCGACAGAGGAGGGACGUGUAAGAAAGAAGGAAAGUGCAACGGCAGAAUCGUCACGGUGAAGAAGCCAUGCAAAGAACCCAAAGUCUGUUGUUUAGAGCAAAAUAACCCAAGUACCACGAUCACCCCGACACUUGGACCACAACCACAGUCUUCUGAAGCGCAACCGCAAACCACGUCUGGGACGCAGUCACAAACCACCGCUGGAACGCAGCCACAAACCACCCCUGGACCGCAACCACAAACCACCCCUGGACCGCAACCACAAACGACCCCUGGACCGCAACCACAAACCACCCCUGGACCGCAACCACAAACCUCUCCUGGUCCGCAACCACAAACCACCCCUGGACCACAACCACAAACUACCCCUGGACCGCAACCACAAACCUCUCCUGGUCCGCAACCACAAACCACCCCUGGACCGCAACCACAAACCUCCCCUGGACCGCAACCACAAACUACCCCUGGACUGCAACCACAAACCACCCCUGGAACGCAACCACAAACUACCCCUGGACCGCAACCACAAACCUCUCCUGGUUCACAACCACAAAACACCCCUGGACCGCAACCACAAACCACCCCUAGACCGCAACCACAAACCACCCCUGGACCGCAACCACAAACCACCCCUGGACCGCAACCACAAACCUCUCCUGGUCCACAACCACAAACCACCCCUGGACCGCAACCACAAACCACCCUGGACCCAACCACAAACCACCCCUGGACCGCAACCACAAACCACCCCUGGACCGCAACCACAAACUACCCUGGACCGCAACCACAAACCUCUCCUGGUCCGCAACCACAAACCACCCUGGACCGCAGCCGCAAACCUCUCCUGGACUGCAACCACAAACCACCCUGGACCACAACCACAAACCACCCCUGGACCGCAACCACAACUGAUGUCACCACAACUGAUGUCACCACAAUUGAUGCCACCACAACUGAUGUCACCACAACUGAUGCCACCACAACUGAUGUCGCCACAACUGAUGUCGCCACAACUGAUGCCGCCACAACUGAUGCCGCCACAACUGAUGCGACCACAACUGAUGCUACCACAACUGAUGCCACCACAACUGAUGUCACCACAACUGAUGCCACCACAACUGAUGUCACCACAACUGAUGUCACCACAACUGAUGUCACCACAACUGAUGUCACCACAACUGAUGUCACCACAACUGAUGUCACCACAACUGAUGCCACUACAACUGAUGCCACUACAACUGAUGUCACCACAACUGAUGCCACCACAACUGAUGCCACCACAACUGAUGCCACCACAACUGAUGCCACCACAACCGAUGCCACCACAACCGACGCCACCACAACCGAUGCCACCACAACCGAUGCCACCACAACCGAUGCCACCACAACCGAUGCCACCACAACCGAUGCCACCACAACCGAUGCCACCACAACCGAUGCCACCACAACUGAUGCCACCACAACUGAUGCCACCACAACUGAUGCCACUACAACUGAUGCCACCACAACUGAUGCCACCACAACUGAUGCCACCACAACUGAUGUCACCACAACUGAUGCCACCACAACUGAUGCCACCACAACUGAUGCCACCACAACUGAUACAACUGAUGCCACUACAACUGAUGCCACCACAACUGAUGCCACCACAACUGAUGUUACCACAACUGAUGCCACCACAACUGAUGUCACCACAACUGAUGUCACCACAACUGAUGCCACUACAACUGAUGCCACUACAACUGAUGCCACUACAACUGAUGCCACCACAACUGAUGUCACCACAACUGAUGCCACCACAACUGAUGCCACCACAACUGAUGCCACCACAACUGAUGCCACCACAACUGAUGCCACGACAACUGAUACCACCACAACUGAUGCCACUACGACUGAUGUCACGACAACUGAUGUCACUACGGCUGAUGGCACUACUACUGAUGUAACUACAAAUGAUGCCACUACAACUGAUGUCACCACAACAGAUGUCACUACGGCUGAUGCCACUACAACUGAUGCCACUACAACUGAUGCCACCACAACUGAUGCCACUACAACUGAUGCCACUACAACUGAUGCCACUACAACUGAUGCCACUACAACUGAUGCCACCACAACUGAUGCCACUACAACUGAUGCCACCACAACUGAUGCCACUACAACUGAUGUCACCACAACAGAUGUCACUACAACUGAUGUCACCACAACAGAUGUCACUACGGCUGAUGCCACUACUACUGAUGUAACUACAAAUGAUGCCACUACAACUGAUGUCACCAUAACAGAUGUCACUGCGACUGAUGUCACCACAACAGAUGUCACUACGGCUGAUGCCACUACAACUGAUGUAACUACAAAUGAUGCCACUACUACUGAUGUCACUACAACUGAUGUCACCACAACUGAUGUCACUACGACUGAUGUCACCACAACAGAUGUCACUACGGCUGAUGCCACUACAACUGAUGUAACUACAAAUGAUGUCACCACAACUGAUGUCACUACAACUGAUGCAACCACAACUGAUGCAACUACAAAUGAUGUCACCACAACCGAUGCCACUACAACGGAUGUCACCACAACCGAUGCCACUACAACUGAUGCAACUACAAAUGAUGUCACCACAACCGAUGCCACUACAACGGAUGUCACCACAACCGAUGCCACUACAACUGAUGCAACUACAAAUGAUGCCACCACAAUCGAUGCCACUACAACUGAUGUCACCACAACCGAUGCCACCACAACUGAUGCCACCACAGGUGAUGCAACUACAGCAGAUUCUACAACCACGGGCUCCACAUCUGAAUCAACCACAAGCGGCUCUGCUACCACCGGCUCCACAGCCUCCGGCCCCAGCACCACACCGUCUCAGGACCGAAUCGACGCCGAAGACUUGCUCACCAGGUUCAUCCAGCUUCUCAGCGACCUCGAAGCCCCUGUCAACGACGAAAACGCCCCACUGAUAGACGACGGCACCGUCAGCGUCACCAGCUUCAUCGCCGACUUCGACGACCUGAUCGAUCUGAUUGCGCAGACGGGGAAGAGGCUCACGGUCGGAACCAAAGCGAUUCUGCCGCAAGCUCGAGGCAACACACAGCAGCUGCUGGACAGGAUCAGAAACGUCCGCAUAGCUAUCCGAGAGGAGGUUGAACAGCUGAAUCCAUUAGCUGAAAGUACACUUACCCUGCCCACACUGGCACCUUAAAGGAUAAAAUAUAGCGACAAUAUAUGUAUAUAUAUACAUAUAUUGUAUGUUUGCGUAAAUCAGACUGAAUACUACGAUAUUCACGAAAUGAUAUGCUGGCAUUCAUUAUGAUUACUUAAUAAUUACUUAUUCUUUUUUUUUUUAAUGCCACGUAAUUACUGAGCUUAUUUUUGUCAACACAUUGUGAUCCCACUAACUUGUCAAGACAAGAUCAAAUGUAACGUCAAAGCCGAAGAACUACUGUGUUUGCUGCAGAUCAGACUUGCAUCUGACAUGAAAUAAAAAUAUGAAAUUAUA
Messenger RNA from Penaeus chinensis, 5479 nucleotides. RefSeq names its product mucin-2-like. The record is from RefSeq and is a predicted model, not a curated record. NCBI's taxonomy places the organism in Eukaryota, Metazoa, Arthropoda, Malacostraca, Decapoda, Penaeidae. The transcript is spliced from 9 exons. Bases 68 to 5182 code for a protein of 1704 amino acids.